AACGCUCUUCCGAGCGUACUGCAUAGUGAUCAAACAUUGUGUCUACUCUGUUGCCAUCUGUUCUGCUCUUGGCAUUUCUUGUGUCAGGUGUGUGUCAGGUAAAUUUGAAGGAACAUGAGGCUCCAGCAGACGUUUUCGCAGUUGUCAUCAACUGACGUGGAACUGAGUUGAAUGUCUCAUAAGUGCUUGUCAGCGCGCGUCGUUGAUUUGAACACUUGUAACUCUCCCGCACAUGCACGUUGCACACGUGUAACGACUGUUGUAGACGCUAAUAGCUUUCCGAUUUGCUGUUACAGAGAUGACAAUUUCAACAGCUCAAGGUGAUCGAGUUCCACGCACUGUUUACAUCAUAUUUAUAUAUCUUGUCAUCGACCUCUUGGGAUUUACCGUGAUCCUGCCACUCUUGCCAUCUUUAUUGGAUUACUACAGCCAUCACGACAAGGAUGGCUUGUAUCCAUGGCUAGAAGGCUGCAUCCAGCAUCUUCAGAAUCUCAUAGGAGCACCAAGCAGCCUCAACAAAGUCCUUUUUGGAGGUUGCAUUGGGGCUUUGUACUCAUUCCUUCAGUUUCUGACUGCACCUUUAAUUGGCUCGUUGUCGGAUGUCUAUGGACGAAAAUGGAUGCUCACAUUAACAACGUGUGGAGUUGCACUCUCUUAUGCCUUGUGGGCUGUGUCCAACAGCUUUGCACUGUUUGUGCUCUCACGCAUCAUUGGUGGCAUCAGCAAGGGUAACAUAAGCCUCAGCACGGCUGUUAUUGCAGAUGUCUGCAAUUCCAAGCUCAGAGGCAAAGGGAUGGCACUCAUUGGUGUUGCCUUUUCCAUUGGAUUCAUUGUGGGACCACUCAUUGGUGCACAGUUUGCUGUGGCAAGUAAGGGCUCCACCGAGUUCUAUGUUGGCCCUGCACUCUUUGCCCUUACACUUGCCCUCCUGGACAUAGUGUUCCUGAGCAUUAUGUUUACCGAGUCAUUACCUCGGGAGAAACGCGCACAUUCGGUUGCUUCUAGUCUCUCCGGCGCACUUUCCUAUGUCAACCCAGCGUCACUGUUCACAUUUCAGCCAGUUCAAAAACUUCCUCUCAAAGAUCACCAGGUUCUCCGUCAGUGCGGUCUGGCUUACUUUUCAUACUUGCUGUUCUACUCUGGCCUGGAAUAUUCGUUGUCCUUCUUAACGCACAGCAGAUUUCAGUAUACACGCAUGCAGCAAGGCAAGAUGUACUUUAUGGUUGGCCUUGUGAUGGCUGCAGUUCAAGGUGGCUACGUCCACAGAGUUCCGCCAGGGAAGGAAAUAAAAGUUUGCCUUGUUGGGAUUAUGAUGAUCAUACCAUCAUUCAUCAUCAUUGGUGUAUCCUGGAGUCCAUAUGUCUUAUACUGCGGGCUCCUGUUGUACGCCUUCU
Molecule: messenger RNA, 1394 nt
Organism: Rhipicephalus sanguineus (brown dog tick)
Lineage: Eukaryota; Metazoa; Arthropoda; Arachnida; Ixodida; Ixodidae
Gene: rtet
Product: major facilitator superfamily domain-containing protein 10-like
Exons: 9
Biological process (GO): transmembrane transport
Cellular component (GO): brush border membrane
Molecular function (GO): transmembrane transporter activity
Source: RefSeq, a predicted model, not a curated record